Lachancea thermotolerans CBS 6340 is the source of this 621-nucleotide messenger RNA. RefSeq names its product pectate lyase. The record is from RefSeq and is a predicted model, not a curated record. Gene Ontology annotation, cellular component: extracellular region. The coding region runs from base 1 to 621 and encodes 206 amino acids. Gene Ontology annotation, molecular function: pectate lyase activity. Gene Ontology annotation, biological process: pectin catabolic process. The transcript has a single exon. NCBI's taxonomy places the organism in Eukaryota, Fungi, Ascomycota, Saccharomycetes, Saccharomycetales, Saccharomycetaceae.
AUGCGUGGACAAGCGGUAGUCGCAAUUUUUACUAGCCUCCUGACAGCUUCAACAGUGAGUUCUAGUCCUUCAUACUAUGGAUCUCCAGAGCGGCAGCGCAAUAAACGAGAACUGCUUCCAAGGUCUAGCGGCACUUCCGUAUUGAAGGCUGCACAGACUGUCGCUGCUGGCAAAACUUUUGAUGGUGGCAUGAAGGUGUUCGAUCGGGGGGUUACUUGCACUGGUCAAGCCGAAGGGAGCAGCUCUGACGCUGUCUUUAUAAUUGAGUCUGGCGGGACGUUGUCAAAUGUUAUCAUCGGCCCCAACCAGAUUGAGGGCAUUCACUGUAAGGGAGGUUGCACUUUAAACAAUGUAUGGUGGUCAGAUGUUUGCGAAGAUGCUUUCACCAUCAAGACUCAAACGGAAUCACAAACUACCUACAUCAAAGGGGGUGGGGCUUUUGGAGCUGCUGACAAAGUCAUCCAACAUAAUGGAGCGGGUACUGUGUCUGUCUCUGAUUUUACAGUUGGCGAUUUCGGCAAGCUGUACAGAUCUUGUGGCAACUGCAAAAACAUGUACAAAAGAAACGUUGUUCUUAAUAACAUUACUGCAACUUCUGGCAAGAUUCUGGUCGGUAUGUGA